AAUGCCAUCACUACUUCCUCUUCUUCAUACACACAUCGCACCACAUAUUUUUCCUCAUUCUUCCCCUCUUUUCCUCUCCCCACAAAAAAUACUCCCUUCAUCUAAUAGCCAUGUUUAAUCCAAGAAACCAAAAACCCAAUGAUCAUAUCCCAAUUCUUGAUCCUGUUACAACCUCAGAUUACAGUUAUAACCUUAGAAAUUUGCCUAGAAAUGAAGUUGAAAGUGUCCGAUUUAGAGUUCAAGAAAGUUUAAACCAUGUUGAUUAUGGUGAUAAAUCUGGUGUUUCUUCACCACCCUUAUGGAAAAAUAGCCAUCAAAUUUCGACAAAUUAUCGGUCAAAUUCAACUAGCUCUAGAGCUUUAGCUAUAGCUAAAGGCCAAUUUGAACUUAUGGAAAUGGUCAAAAACAUGCCUGAAUCUUGUUAUGAGUUGUCUCUUAAGGAUCUUGUUGAGCAAAAUAGAGUCUUGGAAUCUGAUCAAGAAGAAUGCUUAAUAAAUAAAGUGGAGGAAAAUUUUACUAGUACAACUAGUCCAGAACAAGAAGUUGUACAACAAAGGGUGAAGAGCAUACAAAGGCAAGAGAGUAAUAGUAAUAAAAAUAAGAAAGGGAAGAUGAUUACAAGUGAGAGUUUUGAAAAUCAGAGCCUUUUUCUAAAGAUGUUUUUUCCAAUUUCUUUGGAGUCAAAGAAGAAGAAUUUGAAGAAUUCACCAAAAACAACUAAUACUAAAGUUUCACCUAAGCCAGAAGGGUCAGUAAAAUCUUCAAAAAAUGUGGAAAAAGAUUGGUGGAAAAGGAGAUUUUCUUGUUCAAGUGAGAGUGAUAGUAGUAGAACAGGCAGCAGUAAUAGUGAAAGUACUGACAGAAGUGGUAGCAGUGGCAGCAGUGGUAGCAGAAAAAGUAAAUACAGGAAAAAGAAAGGAUUAUUAUCUAGUUGCUGGUCAAGAUCAUGCUUUAGUAAAAGCAAAUCAGCAGAGUGAAGAUAACCAAAUAUGUCUCUCUUGUUUGGUUAAUGAGACAUGUAAAUCAUAUAUACUUACAGUCUUACAGAUAAAAAUCCUGUAAAGAGCUUUGAUAAUAAUGUUUAUUUUAUUGUAAAUUUAUUGUAGCACAGUUUUGCAAUGUAUCAUUGUAUAAUUCUUGGCUCUGGCUGCUACAGGAAUAGGAUAUCUCUAAUUAAUUAUGCCACAGAUGAAUGUUGUGCCAAAUCGUUCAUAGCUACAAUAUAAUGUUUCAAUA
Molecule: messenger RNA, 1236 nt
Organism: Nicotiana tabacum (common tobacco)
Lineage: Eukaryota; Viridiplantae; Streptophyta; Magnoliopsida; Solanales; Solanaceae
Source: RefSeq, a predicted model, not a curated record